UGAAAGUGUAUGGUAAAUUUGCAAAACUAAAAAGGAAUAAGUUACGCCAAGCUAUACCAAUAAAGUAAGUGGGUAACCUUAAAAGUAGAAAAGUUAACUAGUUGGUUUAUGUCAUGGGUAUGGGUGAACAUAAUGAGUCGUCUUUUAAUUAUUUGUAAAAUACUAUCAUUUUUAUUUUAAAACAUCAAACUGCUAGAUUUAUAAAUGCAAAGAAAAAUUUACUACCUACUAAUAAAUCCACACAGGAUUCAAACCUGCACCUUCCGCUAGCCGGGUGGACGUACUAACCAAAUUAUGCUACCGAGAAUUAUUGAAUACCCGUGUAAAAUUCCUACUAGUAUUUCUUAACCUAAUAUAAAUACAAAAUUUUCUUUAGAUUUACUUGUACCUACUUAAUUACAAGUAAUAGAAAGAUUGAGAGUUAAAUAUUCAUCUAUGUAGUUUAAGUUCUCAUCCUCGAAGUCACAGGUUGUAUUCUCAAUAGACUUUUGCUUUGCUAUUUAUUCAUUUUAAAUAGGUAGUGCCUAAACUGGCUAUAAUAAUAAAUAUGUUAUUUAUAUUUUGUUUAUGACAUACCUACAUGUCAUAAAAAAAUAUAAAUAUGUUGCCAGUUUCAUGUGAGAUUUGCAAAAAUAACUAAGCAUGCUAUAUUAAAUCAGAAAUUAUAAUAUUUAUAAACAAUGUGAAGUGUAGCUCUUUGAAAAAGGUACAAAAAUCUAUCGAAAAUUUUACUAGAAUAAAAAAACAGUCACCAGACAGGGUCCUGUCAUAAAAUAGCAUAAAAUAUAACAUAAUAAACUAUAAGUACAUAUUUUACUGAUGUCAUUAUCGAUUCAUAAUAUGUACUGGUUUUAAUAUAUUAAUUUCGCUAUUGUAGAUUGUGAAGUUUUGUUUGUCAUGCGUCAAACUGGUUAAUUGGAAUGGAAAAUUUAUAAUAAACGAUAUUUCGAUCAAGAGUUUUUAUAUCAGGUUUAAGUGGAGUUCUAGUCCCGAAUAUAUCUGUUGUGGCAGUUCAGUUAUGACGUUCCUAAGAACUACACCCUACCCCGUGGAAAUGAUUCAAUGUGAAAUGAUUUCUUAGUCAGCUGGAGGUUCUUCGUUUGAUGGGCGCUCUAUUUUGAGCUCUCUCUCUUCUCUUUUAAAUACUGUAAUAAAACUGAAGAACUGUCCACAUAUAAGCUUAUCGAGAGAUAUCAAUUAGAAACAUUACGCGAGUAAUAGGUACUACAAAAAACAAUGGUUAUGCCCCCUACAACUGUUCAUCUUGCAUAUCAAUGAUGUACCCUUAGCACGAACCAAUAUCAAAUUCGUAACGUUUGCGAGUACGAAAUGUCUGGCAAAUGUAUACUAAUUUUUGGUUCUCGUUACGUCCUUUUUGGCGCUGCUGUUCAAGUUUCCAUACAAAAUUUGACAGUGACAUUUCGGAUUCGCAAACUAUUCGAAUUCGAUUUUGGUGGUUGGUGCUAGGGAUACUGUUAUAUUGUAAUUACAUAACAACAAUAUUUAUUGCUAUGCGGAUGACAGCACUUUUUUUACUGAACCGCCAAAUAUCCUUCGGAUGGAAGUACAGUCAAACUUGUGCGUCACUGGGCCAGUCUCAAAUUGGGGCCGUCACAAUUUUGUCCGAUUUAACCCGACAAAGACACAAGUGUGUGCUUUAACCGCGAAGAAAUCCCGAUUCGUAGCAGCACCUUACUACUAAGUAGCGGCGUAAUUAUUCUAAGGCCAAGAGGGCCAUGGCACGGGGCGGUAGCCUGCGAAGGGCGGCUUCAAGAUCUGCGAGGUGCAGCAGCAACCAUACAAAGGUUAUACAAAAUCAAAACAUAGAAUUUUGACCAAUAGAAUCACACGUUGCAGAGACUUGUCAAAAGUUAGUCCCUCGUGAUUGGCUUAAAAUAGUGGAUCUGUCGUACUUCAACGGCCUUAUAAAUAUCAGCGCGAACUCACGCCGGACCUCUUUUCCACAGUGAUAAUUCAGGGGGAUUCUUAGCGGGUUAUUUUAGUGAGCUAACUCUAAAUUCAGAAUGCCGGAGACAUCAAAAAUGAAUGGAUAUGCAAAAACAAAUGGACACAGUUUUGAUAUGGAAGAUGGAUCGGUGUUUUUAUUCACAUCAGAAUCUGUCGGCGAGGGACAUCCAGACAAAAUGUGUGAUCAAAUAAGUGAUGCUAUACUGGACGCACAUCUUAGACAAGAUCCCGAUGCUAAAGUAGCAUGCGAAACCGUGACAAAAACAGGAAUGGUCCUGUUAUGCGGUGAAAUUACUUCCAAAGCAAAUGUUGACUAUCAGAAAGUUGUUAGAGAGACUGUCAAACAUAUUGGUUAUGAUGACUCUUCCAAAGGGUUUGAUUACAAGACAUGCAGUGUGAUACUUGCGCUAGACCAGCAGUCACCGAACAUUGCCGCUGGAGUGCAUGAAAACAGGAAUGAUGAGGAAGUAGGAGCUGGAGAUCAGGGAUUGAUGUUUGGUUAUGCUACUGAUGAAACAGAAGAAUGUAUGCCCCUGACAGUGGUGCUUGCACACAGGCUGAAUCAAAAAAUUGCCGAAUUAAGACGAAAUGGCGAAUUUUGGUGGGCCCGCCCAGACUCCAAAACACAGGUCACAUGUGAAUACAAUUUUGUGGGUGGAGCUACUGUGCCACAGAGAGUACACACUGUUGUUGUAUCUCUACAGCACUCUGAGAAGAUCACAUUGGAAACUCUACGGGAUGAAAUCAAAGAGAAAGUGAUCAAAGAAGUAAUUCCAGCUCAGUACCUGGAUGAAAAAACUGUGAUACAUAUCAACCCUUGCGGACUAUUUAUUAUUGGUGGCCCACAGUCUGAUGCGGGACUGACGGGGCGCAAGAUCAUCGUGGACACGUAUGGCGGUUGGGGCGCGCACGGAGGCGGCGCUUUCUCCGGCAAGGACUUCACUAAAGUGGACCGUUCCGCCGCGUACGCCGCGCGCUGGGUAGCCAAAUCACUGGUGCGCGCCGGCCUCUGCCGCCGCUGCAUGGUGCAGGUGUCAUACGCCAUCGGCGUGGCUGAGCCGCUGUCGAUAUCCGUGUUCGACUACGGUACGUCUCACAAGACGCAGCGGGAACUGCUAUCCAUAGUGCGACACAACUUCGACCUGCGCCCCGGCAAGAUUGUCAAGGAAUUGAACCUACGAGCGCCCAUAUACCAGAAGACGAGUACAUACGGCCACUUUGGCCGCGAAGGCUUCCCGUGGGAGAAUCCGAAGCCGCUCGUCGUAGAAUGACUUGUGACGUGUUAACUAGUAGUUCAUUGUAAAUAUUUCAACCAGUAUAUCCUAAAUACACUUAGUCUACGUGUGUCUUUGUAGCCAGCGAGGGUUGUCAUCGCAGACUCUCUAUCUAGACGGUAUGUUAAAUCAUUCGAGUCUGGUCGUGAAAGUUUUCCAGCUAGAUUCAAUGUAAUUUUUAAGUAUUCACUAUAAUUAGACGCGUAGGUUUAUCAUGGUGCCGUCAUUGCUGAAUUUGAGUUAGUUCGGGGUUCCAAACGGCAGUCCCAUUCCAUCAAUUUAUUUGUUUAUUGAGGCUGAUCAAUUUGCCCUUUUGUGAUGUUUAUUAUUACACUGCCUGUUGUAUAUUUUAUUUUAUCAGUAUGAAUUAUCCAGUGAGCAUGAUUUGAUUAUGUGAUUAUUAUUAUUGAUCGGGCAUUUUUUUUAUUGUGAAAUGAUUUUAACAUUUUGAUACUUACACCUAGUUGAAUGAUGGACUGCCUCCAAUCUCGAAUCGUUUUUCGUGAGCUUUAUGAAAUAAGUGCUAUGAUUUCGGUAGAGUCGACUACUACCCUGGUCGCGUCACAGUCGAGCGAAGAGGACAGAGAACAUUAUAUGUUUCUCUCUUCCUCGCUCACUGCAAAUAUAGUGGUGCGAUAGCGGCGUUCAUAGAUUCCCUUCCUAUUUUAGUAGUUGAUAAGUGUCAGUGAGUUGCCUCGUAUGUAAUUAAAAUAAAAUUGUUACGUCGCUUCCGCAUCACAAUUUGUGUUGUGUUUCCGAAAAGGAUACAAUGUGGAAAAGAGCCAUUUUGAAAACACACCGACUCGGCCCGGGCAGUAGUAAGCUGCAUUUAUCCGAGAGUAAUACUGUAAUACCGCCGGUAGGUAAACUCUAACCGUACAUACAUUUUAUGACAUUAGAAGUUAACUUAGAAUUUUAUCUAUUACGUAGGGCGGUUAGUAAUAACUUCGACUAUAUUUUUUUGAUCUGUUUCGAUUGUGACCUGUUAAGUUUUUCUGAUUUACUUCUGUGGAUUAUCGAUUUGCCAGAUUGUGUAAUUUUAAAACUAAUAAACGAUAUUCCCGGUGAUAACGGGCUGUAAAUAAUUGUUUUAUUAUUUUUCUAUUUUGUUUGAUUUAUGAAUUGUCUUUAUAUCUUUACCAUUUUUUUGUUAAAGAUAUAAAGACGCUCUUUUCCUACACAAUAUUACAACUUAGGGAUAGAAGCUCUUAUCCAACACAAUAUACUUUGGGAUAAAAGCAAUUUAUGAGCUGUAUUUUUUUAUUCUUGAGGUUUCGGAUUCUUUUCAUACAUGCUCCAUGAUUGCAAGAGAUUUUCGCAGCCUGUAACUUAUUAAGCUUAUCUAUCAAAAUGAACGCUUUUAAAGUGUUUAAUUUGAGACAGGUAAGGCAUUACACUACGCUUAAAUUACAGCGCCAUCUGAGUAGUAACCUCCCCUUAACAGAAAAAAAAUCGCUUAACGCUGUUAGGGAUGAAACGAUACCAUCUAGGUAUCGAUACUUUUCUCGAUACUAUAUCGGUCAUAAAGUAUCAAUGUCUACUUACCUACGAUACAUUUUAACGAACGAUAUUACAAAUUCGGUCACAGUUUUAAUUAAAGGAAAACAAAAUAACGGCUCUCGCCACGUGAUGAACGAAUGACUAACUGAAUAAAUUGAAAUAAUUGCGGGAACAAAAAUUCCAACUAGACACCUCACCAUAGAGUAAAUAAUCUGCAUGUGAGACUGUGAGUUUUU
This is a messenger RNA of Chilo suppressalis (striped riceborer), 4978 nucleotides long. The record is from the annotation of a GenBank genome assembly. NCBI's taxonomy places the organism in Eukaryota, Metazoa, Arthropoda, Insecta, Lepidoptera, Crambidae.